This is a messenger RNA of Ctenopharyngodon idella (grass carp), 5377 nucleotides long. It is a transcript of the gene susd5, whose product is annotated as sushi domain containing 5. Gene Ontology annotation, biological process: Notch signaling pathway; cell adhesion. The record is from RefSeq and is a predicted model, not a curated record. Lineage: Eukaryota; Metazoa; Chordata; Actinopteri; Cypriniformes; Xenocyprididae. Gene Ontology annotation, molecular function: hyaluronic acid binding. The coding region runs from base 501 to 2501 and encodes 666 amino acids. The transcript is spliced from 5 exons.
CACAGUUGGUUUUGUCCUGCUCGUUCUGAACUGACAUGCAGCCAGGCGCGCUAUGGUGACAAGACGCACCAAAAUUAAGGGUCCGGUCCUAAAAAAGCAAAAGAGAAAAAAACGCAUUACACGGUGGCAAAGUUUCCUCUGUGCCAGGGAAGCACAGACCAUAAUGCGCACGGACUCCCCAGGGCACUGGAACAAUCCCAGUGCUUAGAGCCUCUGUUCUCAUGCGGUACUGCACAGGUUCUGAGUCAUGACGUAUUUACUGACAACGCCGUGCGAGUUUUCGCACGAGAGCACCAGCAGCUCGGUAAUGUACUUCUUGGUCAGAUAAACCUCCCCUUGCACCUCUGUCACUGCGUCUAUUAGUUCUUUUCUUUCAGCUAUCGGAAUCAUCGGACCUGUCCGUUUGGAGUGCGCAAUUCAAUUGGGAUUUUUCACCUUUCCUGUCAGAUUUGGAAAAGUUUUACCUCCGUUUUCCAGCAACUCCAGUUCAGCCUUUCAGAAUGAGGCGAGCCUGUCACCGCGAGCUCGCGCUCCUGCCGCUGCUGGGAUACCUGGCUUGCCUGACGCGCGCGGAAGUCUCUCCAUUAGGACGUGUAUUCUUACUGGACUUGGAGAGUUUUUCAAAAGCUGGACAGGAGGAAGGGUUCGAAGCAGCGACGCACGCCUGCAUCUCUCAAGGGGCCCGGGUGGCAUCUGGGGCCGACCUGCAUCACGCAGUGUUGGAAUGUGCCUUCUCAGCCUGCUCGCGUGGUUGGCUCUCCGGACCGAGCGUGGGGACCACAGUGUGCAGCGACGUCCCGGGGAGUUUGAGGCCAGUUGACGUUCAGCUGGAGAAUUUAACCGCGGACACUGAGAGACUGGGCGUGUUCUGUGUGAAAGAUAGUGAUGCUCCAUGUGGGCAGCCUCCUUCAUUUCCACACUCAUAUCUGCAGGGGAAAACUGGGCUGGAUCUGGGGGAUGAACUCCUGUACGCCUGUGACCCAGGAUACAAACUGCCCAAUGGAGAAACGGCCUUCAGCCUGCUUUGCGACAGCUGUGGAGAAUGGUACGGCCUGGUGCAGCACUGCGUCAAAGAUGAUCCUGAAGGCCACAUCGACUAUGAAGAUAAGUUAACAAAUGGCCAUCUGAGGGAGGAGCAUCAUAGUUCCUUGAUUCCAGGAGGAACGCAGCCAACUGAUCAUGAAGUGGAAGAAUCCACCCCUGAGCCUGAGUUUGAACAGACAGUCGUGUCAGAGGAGGAGAAUGAUGAAGAUUCAAAAGUAUCAGUCACUGAACCUCCAGUGUCUCAGCUCAGUCAGAAGCACAUGUUCUGGUUCCCUUCAGAGGCUUUCCAGGAUGAGAAAAAGCAUCCGAGUAUCACUACGGAUACCUCCUCUGUUAAAAGCUCCAGUGAAGAUGAGAAUCACAUGAAGGUCAAAACAACCGACAUCCAAUCUGAUCCCGACACAAUCACAGAGGAACAUGACCAUCCGACCGAUCCUCCCACCGAUGAACCUGCCAGUCCCAGUGCCGGUGGCACGGAUGAAUCCUGGCUAGAUGGAUAUCCUGUUACUCAUGAUGAAGCUAAAGCUGGAGGCGAGUCCACAGGGGAGGUGGGACCAGAACAGGGGGUGGAGACAGAGAGCGUGACUGAACACUCAGAAGUGGAGGUGUUUGAGGAUGUAAACAAAAACCCUGUGGAAGAAGAGACUGGAGGUUUGAUUUACAGUCCUGAAGAGGAAGAAGAUGGAGAAACGAAAAAUCCUGAGGACAAGAUCCACAGGAAAGGAAACGAGGAGGAGCUUGGCAAAGGGUCAACCAUACUUGAAAAGGAAGAGUCUGUUGUAUCACAUUAUGAGGAAACGACUGAAGGACUUGCAGAAGAUGAAAUGGAGAAAGAGACGUACACUCCAGAGGAAACAGACUCUGAUGGAUCCGAAACAUUGGGGUUUGAUGGUGUUACUGACAGUCCAAAUGGUGUGGAGAUGAAAACCACCACCUUCAUUACUCAGACUACACCCAGUCCAGAUGAUAUUGCUCUCUACAAAGUGUACACACCAGCUUCCGCUCCUGAGAAUGUGAGCACCAGUCAAGAAGGUCUAGGCCCCGAGAACACGUCCACACCUUCAGGGAUGGUAAGCCUGGAUGAUGAAAUCACCAGCAUGCCCACCCCCGUCAUUAAGGAUCCAUGGGAAACCAUUGAUAAUGGCCACUUACUGGAGCACAUCCCUGGUCACAUCCCGACAGAAAUCCCUGAAAAUCGGAGUGUGAUGGAACGAGGUGGAGAUCCCAGCCUGGACCAGCAGGAGCGGGCUGGGGAGGGUUCUUGUACGGAAGACCCCUGUCACGGUUCAGGCCAUGGGCCGAUGAUCGCGGCCAUUAUCAUUGGUGUGGUAGCGGCAGUGGUGGGCGUGGUCUUAGGGGUGUGGUGUUAUAAAAAGAGGCAACUAAAGAGCUCGCACUACCAGCUCAAUGGAACUAACAGGCAAACGCAGUGCAUUGAAUUACAACAGACUGUGUGAGAGUCGUACAGAUCCUCACGAAUCCACACAGCUUACACAAGCAUCCAUACAAAGCCAUUCAUGUAUGAACAUUACAGUCUGUGUCCACCAGGGCUGAGCAAAAUCUAGAAUUGAAUUAUUGUCUCUCUUUUGAUUCAUAAAUGUGAAUUUGAAAUCUAUCUAUCUAUCGAUUUAUCGUUGUCUAUCUAUCUAUCAUUCUGUCAUUCUAUCUUUCUAUCGUUGUCUAUCUAAUGUUCUGUCUAUCUAUUUAUCUAUCUAUCGAUCUAUCUAUCUCUAUCUAUCGUUUGUUCUAUCAAACAAAGCUUUCUUUGUUGACAAACUUUGCUUUUCAUAAUUUUGUAGUAAAAUUACAGUUAUAUGAAUUUUAAUGAACUUAAAUUUGCCUCAAAUUCAAGAAUUGCAUUGCAAUUCAAAAACAAAUUCUCAAUUCAAUUCUGAAUGGCACAAAACAACACUAUGUUCAAAACUCCUUUACCACACAAUGUCUGUUGGAUAGGAUUGUUUAGUGCUUAUUUCUGUUUUCCAUGCUUUCUUUUUCUUUAUUUUUUCAUUGUAUUGUGGAUAAUUGAUGUGUCAUGAAUCUGAUGUCCUCUCUUACUUUGGACGGACUGCAUUGGACUGCGGGUCGGUGCAUGUAUGUACAUGGUGCCCGUCUGUCCUUGUUAACAGAUUUGUAUGUGUUUAUAGCUUCGUCCAUUAGUGAGUAAGCGUGCGGGAAAGAAUCAUCGUGACUUUAGCCUAUUUUAGUGUGUGUGAGAAAAAAAAAAAAAAAAAACAGUGUGGUUGAACUUAGCAUUCUGUGUGUGCUAUUGAAAGUUUCUAGCUCACAGACAGGUGAGACAUUCUGGUCAGAAGAACUGAGGGUGAAUUCUGAUUGGCUCAGAAUAAAUAGCUUUCUUCCCUAAAUUUAGAACACAAUGAGCAUUUGUUCAUUUUAGACCUUUUUCCUUUAAAUAGGUGAGUUUCUUGGGGUUGAGCUCAGGACUCAGAAAGAUUCACACUCACAGACAGGUGAGACAUUCUGCUUAGAGGAACUGAUGGCGGAUUCUGAUUGGCUUUCAACACAUUUACAGCUUGCUGAGUUUCAGUUUCUUUCAGUCAUGUAGUGCUAUUAAAGUUGAAUUAUAGCAGACUAUAAUUCAACAGAUUUUCAGCAGAAUAGCAGAUUUUCUAUGUACAAUUUCCCAAAUGUCUCAUUGAUGUUCAGUACAAACCUUUUUAGGCCGUUUUUUUUCUCUUUUCUUUUCUUCAUUCUUAACUCAUUUAUCAUCUCCAGCUACAUUUAGGCAUAUUUAUAUCAACUGUAUUAUAAAUGUAAAAACUUUAUUUUAGAACUAGUUAAUUAAAACAAAACACAAAUCAGAUACAUCUGCAAUAACUUUUUAUUUCAGUUGUCUUACUUAAAUCAAACAUUUAUAUAGGAUGUUGUAUGCUAUUUUUUUUCCAGUUCUCUUUUAGAUAAUAAUAAUAAUAAUAAUAAUAAUAGUUAAUAAAGUGUAGUAAAGCCAUUUAUUCCUAGGUGUUGUUAGAGCAAGCGUAGUGUAUUUGUUUUUUUUUUUUUGGUUUGUUUGUUUUUUACAUUGAUUUAAUUAUAAAUGAAGAAGAGUGGAAUAAAGAUGUUCACACCAAGAACGAUAACUAUAAAAAGGUAACUAUAUUUGCGUCCACACCAACAAACGAUAACAAAGCCUAGUCUUUUUCACUGCAACUUCAAACAAAGCAAGACAAUGUUGUGAAUGUGAAACUAGCGCUGAGGUAAUUUUUUAUGUUACACUGUUUGCUAGCCUGGCAUAAUGAUCUCAUCGUUAUUAACUUCUCACCCUUUAUUCCGAGGGUAUGACCGAUUGUUUUCCAUAUAUCCACUUUCAGUAUCCUGAAAAGGGGGUUUUGACUUGUCAAACAGUGGUGGCUUUUUCUGGACUUCGGCGAUUAACUUCUCCGCGAUGUCUGCCAUUUUAAAUGCGCGAGCGCUUAAAUUAGAAUGGAUUCUGAUUGGCUGUCACUGUUUUAUCGUUAAACAGCUGGGGGAAAAAACUGUUCUGGAAGUGAUCCCAGCGACAUUGUUUCUAUAUAUCGUUAUAGCUGUGGUGUGGACAGUGCUAUUCUUUUAAAUUUAGAACGAUUUUUAGAACUAUAUAUUUAUUUUUAUGCUCAUUAUAGUUAUCGUUCUUGGUGUGAACGGGCCUUAAAUCUUUAUUUGAACUUUGCAGGGUCAUUUGCAAGUAUCUAUUAAUGAUCGGCUGUCAAAAUUAACAUUAUCUAACUGUUUGGGUAUCUUUGAAUGUUGAUUGUUACUUUUUUAAAUUUCCUUUCAGCUGAUGUUAGCUUUUGUUGUAGAAUAUACCCUCUCAGUGAGUUCAUCUCUGUUUAGUAAAGAAUCUAGUAGAUACUUUCAAAUGAUGAAAAUCACAGCAGUUUCUCAUACAGGAGCCAAAAAUACUUGCAAAAUGGUGAUACCCUUCUCAUCUCUUUUCCAGUCUUGAUGCAAAGAAUGUAAAAAAAGAAAAUCAGUUGCAAUUGGCUACUGUGCUGGUUUUUACUUUUAGUUGAACCGAGAUAUAUUUAAAUCUAUAUGGUGGAAAAAGACCUGAACUGCAAAUUUGUCGGGUAAAUGUGGCCACUGGAACUAUUUUAUUUGCUGUGAUGUUGUUUUUCUGAACUGUAAAGUGUUUUUAUUGUGAUAUAUGGAGCCGUGAGAUUUCAUAAUCUUUGUUCUGUUAUUCUGUGAUCAUUUCAAUUCCAUUUGAAGCUAAAACGGCUUGGUAAUAUCAACAUUACUCUGCGACAAAUAGAUGUGACAUGAAGGUAUCUGUCUAAACAUAGCUGUGGAAAACUAACUGAACAUUAACCAAUAAAUUACUUUGGGGGGAAAUGUC